AUGAUCAGGCUCGUCAUACUUCUACAGGCUCUGGCGCUCUCUUCAUCAGGUAACCAUCACAAUAACCUUAAAAACGAACCUCGUCAGACUUUAACAGGUAACCUGGUUCUUUUACUUUUUUCUCACAGAACUCUCAAAGAACAAAGUUGAUCAGACUCCGACAGCGCUGAUCAAACGCCCUGGAGAAACAGUCCUGCUGAGCUGCAACCAUUCCAACCCCAGUUUUGAUAUGAUCCAGUGGUACAAACAGUCGGCUGAGGGACAGGACUUGGUUCUGCUCGCCUUUGUGCGAUUCUCUUAUAGAGAUGUUGAAGACCAGUUCGAAGAUCUGUACAACGUGAGCGGGACAGGUGGAAGUCAGUCGAGUCUUCACAUUUUAAAGCUGAACGGAUCAGAGGAGAGAGCUGUGUAUUUCUGUGCCGCCAGUGAUGCACAGCGCUGCAGAAACCCUCAACCUUGA
Molecule: messenger RNA, 460 nt
Organism: Xyrichtys novacula (pearly razorfish)
Lineage: Eukaryota; Metazoa; Chordata; Actinopteri; Labriformes; Labridae
Source: the annotation of a GenBank genome assembly